CUUUCUGUUGAUGUAAUUAUUAGGUAUGUAACGAUCUCUGCAUGAGCUUUUUUAUUUCUCAAUUAUCAAUCGAUUGUAUUUAUGAAGGAAUUCCCCCAAAAUUGUAGUUACACUGUUCGAUUAUGUUGUUCUAACUGCAUUUUGGAUGUUACCUUUGUAAUCGCUGGAGUUUUAGGUGAAUUUUGUCGAAAUUAGUUCAGUUUUUAUGUAUAUUUUUGUUAAAUAUAUGAGAUAGCAUGUAAACGAUCGAAUUUUUAGGCUGUUUAGUUGAUUAUGGCUUGCGUUUGAUGGUUUUUCAGGUUUGGUUGAAAUUAUAAUGGAUGAUUGAGGUUUGUUAGGGUUUUUCUGUUGCCAAUUUUAGUGUUUAUGGUACGAUUUUGUUUAUAUCGUGUGUUAAUUGCACCAUCUCUUUGUACUGUUUGAUAAUGUACCGAUCAUUUUGUUGUAGUGUUCAAUUGGUGCAAUUAACAAGAGUAAAAAAAAGAAAAUGAAAAACUGAGGAACACUUGUAGGUAAAUUUUCCGGUAUGUACCAUCUUCAUUACUUGUAUGCACCUUUGGAGAUGGACCCACGUGGUGCACUUCGAUCCUCUGUCAUAGUGUAAAAAAUUAUGUCAACUUAUCAAUUUGUUGUAUGCCGCUAUGUAUAUUUUAAACUAAGUUUCCCUUGGUAGAGUUUGUUUGCAAUGCUUUUCUUCCACCCUAACCCGAGUUCGAAUUUCGCUAUGUCAUUUUGUUAGUUUUUAGCUUUUAACCUCACUCAUCUCAUGUAUUUAAGAAAAAGUUUACAUCGAAAACUAAAUUAAUUUAGACAAAAUUCAUGUAAGUCGUCUAAAAACACAGCGGCUUUAAAGCUAACAUCCAAAAUGCAGUUAGAGCAAGAUAAUCGAGCCCCUGUAUUGUUAGGAUCAAUAACUGUUCUUUGUAUUAUUAUAUUUUCUGCCAGUCUUUUGAGUUCAUCUUAUGAUAAUUUCAGCAUUUUAGUUUAAGGAAAAUAUAAUAAUCUUUGAGCGAGGUUAAUUAUCUUGAACUGUUGGUUCUUAAUUUUAUUUUCUGUCUGAAUUUUAAUAGUCCCUUUUGAUAUUCUUAAUACAACUGCCGCUUUUUGAAGCAGAGAAUGCGCUAAUUUGACAGUGAAUCUUCUUCUUUAUGUUGAACAGAUUGAGAGCUUCUUUCUGCAAGGUUAUAAGGUUAUAGAGAAAUGGGUGAUCAUGCUCCUGGUGACGAUAGUGAGAAUAUUGAUUGGGAUACCGAAGAUGAACUCGAAAUCCAGAACAUAGCCCCAUCAUCUUGUGCACAAUUAAUAACUAGGGAUACUGAAGCUGUUAUUAGCAAUGGAAAGGCGAGCUCAUCAGCAGGUCCUUCAAACACCAAGUUGGUUGAGCAUUUCUUAGGGAUGGGAUUCCGUGAGCAAUGGGUUACAAAAGCAAUUGAAAAAAAUGGGGAAGGUGACCACGAGUCCAUACUGGAUACUCUAUUUGCAUACCAGGCUCUUGAAGACCCUCAACAGGGACAUAACUCAUGUCACCCGAAUCACCUCAACUCUCCUCAGCAACAACAAUGUGUAAAUGAUGAUGACUUGUCUUCUGACUACGAUGAGAGUCUUCUUGAUGAUUUCUCCGAGUCUGACAGCUGGCUCGGCAGUGAAACUGAGGAUUUCGAUUCUUUACCUGAACAUGAGAAAACAUUAAAAUACUUGGUGGCUAUGGGGUAUACAGAAGAAGAGGCUUCAAUAGCGAUGGAAAGAUGUCCUGGUGCCUCGAUUGCAGUCCUAACGGAUUUUAUUGGUGCUGCUCAAAAUGCAAAGACGGAACCCGUAUUUUUUGAGGAUGAGAAACGCAAAAACUUAGGGGAGAAUGGGAAACUUAAGAAGAGGAAAUUGUAUGAGCUCGAGGCCUGGAAACGAAAUAAGCAGAAGGGUCCGCUGACUGAACAAGAUGAAGUCAUCCGUCUUCCGAACCCAAUGACUGGCUUUGGAGUUCCAUCAGAACCUUCGAGUAUGGUGACUCAUAGAACACUCCCCGAUGAUGCCAUUGGACCUCCGUUCUUUUACUACGAGAAUGUUGCUCUAGCUCCAAAAGGAUCUUGGGAUACCAUUUCUCGCUUCCUUUAUGACGUGGAGCCCGAAUUCGUUGAUUCCAAGUAUUUUUGCGCGGCUGCAAGAAAACGAGGAUAUGUUCACAAUCUCCCAAUAAAUAACAGAUUCUGUAUUCUUCCUCUUCCUCCCCGCACGAUAAGUGAUGCAUUGCCGUUAACAAAGAGAUGGUGGCCUGAAUGGGAUAAGCGUACGAAGCUGAACUGCUUACAAACGGUUAUUGCAAGUGCAAAGUUGACGGAAAGGAUCCGGAAGGAUCUAGAAAAAUACAGUGAUUAUGUACCGCUCGAUGUGCAGAAGAAGGUUAUCGAGGAUUGCCGAAAGUGGAACCUAGUUUGGGUAGGAAAAAACAAGGUUGCACCUUUGGAACCAGAUGAAGUGGAAAUGUUAUUGGGGUUCCCCAGAAACCAUACAAGAGGAGGUGGUAUAAGCAGGACGGAUAGAUACAAAUCCCUUGGUAACUCAUUUCAGGUCGACACAGUAGCUUACCAUCUCUCCGUAUUGAAGGACAUAUUUCCAAAAGGUAUAAACAUGCUCUCUCUUUUCUCUGGUAUCGGUGGUGCUGAAGUUGCUCUCCACCGGCUCGGGAUUCUUCUAAACAACAUUGUGUCGGUCGAAAUCUCCGAAGCUAACCGAGACAUAGUUAGGAGCUGGUGGGAACAGACAAACCAAAAGGGCAAUCUUGUCCAUUUGCCAGAUGUUCAACAAUUGAACGGUGAUCAGCUUGAGCAAUUUAUCUCUUCUUUCGGUGGUUUUGAUCUUGUGGUUGGCGGCAGUCCAUGCAAUAAUCUCACGGGCAGUAACCGGGUAAGCAGAGACGGACUCCAAGGUGACCAUUCUUCUCUGUUUUACGAUUAUUUUCGUAUCCUAGAUACAGUUAAAAGUAUAAUGAAUAAACAAAACUAAUCCUAGUCUUCCUAACGGGUCGAAAACUUGAUUUGAUGGUUCAAUCUGUAUCUAAGUCGAAAUCUCCAUGGCCCCUUUUUGUUUCGUAUGUUUCUUUUAGCGAAUAUUUAGGUCAAGACUCGGUAGUAAUAUUAGAAAGUGUUAGCGAAUAACUUAGGAAGCAGACGUGGUUCUCUGCAAAUAUUUAACGAUGGUUAUAAUGUAUGCGGAUACUAUGUUCGUUGUGUAAAUAGUACAUGUUUUGUAACUGUUCUGCAUCCAAAUAUUAGGGCCUAUUUGUUAA
Messenger RNA from Cynara cardunculus var. scolymus (artichoke), 3283 nucleotides. RefSeq names its product DNA (cytosine-5)-methyltransferase DRM2-like. The transcript is spliced from 9 exons. Gene Ontology annotation, cellular component: nucleus. NCBI's taxonomy places the organism in Eukaryota, Viridiplantae, Streptophyta, Magnoliopsida, Asterales, Asteraceae. Gene Ontology annotation, molecular function: DNA (cytosine-5-)-methyltransferase activity. The coding region runs from base 1201 to 3000 and encodes 599 amino acids. The record is from RefSeq and is a predicted model, not a curated record.